AUGACAGAUCCAGACAGCUCCUACCGCCCUCGUUCCCCCGAUUUCUCCUCCUUCCAGCCUGCCUACUCCGCCCCCGUCAACACCGCCUACCAACCGCCCGCGCCAUAUCCCCUGGCCAGUCCGAUCGCCCAGCGCGCUUCCUACGACGCUUCUCCGUUCUUCUCCCCACAGUACCAGCAGCGGCCUCCCGUCGUCAACAGCCGCAUUCCGCAGCAGUACGUGCCGCCGUCUGCUCCCUACGACGCCAACUCCGACAUGUCUCGUCGCACCACCCGGUCAUCUACCGCCGCCCAACAGCAGGCCCAACAGGGACAACAGGCCGUCUUCGAGACUCGCAUCCCACCUGCCCCUCCGGCGCAGCCAGUGGAGCCGCCGAAGCCCAAGCCCUGGGAUGGAAUCGAAGUCAAGACCAAGUUUCCGGUGGCGCGCAUCAAGCGGAUCAUGCAGGCCGAUGAAGACGUGGGCAAGGUGGCACAGGUCACUCCCGUCGCAGUGUCGAAAGCACUGGAGUUGUUCAUGAUCUCGUUAGUCACCAAGGCUGCGAAAGAGGCCAAGGAUCGCAAUUCCAGACGGAUAACAGCCCUUCACCUGAAGCAGGCCGUCGCCAAGGACGAGGUCCUGGACUUCCUGGCCGACAUCAUCGCCAAGGUGCCGGACCAGCCGGGCAAGAAGGGCGACGAUGACGGCAGCGAUCACAACGAGGGGAAGAGGAGAUCGGGCGGAGGACGGAGGAAAAAGGAGAUCGAUAGCGACGACUUCUAG
Rasamsonia emersonii CBS 393.64 is the source of this 762-nucleotide messenger RNA. RefSeq names its product CCAAT-box-binding transcription factor (Eurofung). Bases 1 to 762 code for a protein of 253 amino acids. Gene Ontology annotation, molecular function: core promoter sequence-specific DNA binding; transcription corepressor activity; RNA polymerase II general transcription initiation factor activity. NCBI's taxonomy places the organism in Eukaryota, Fungi, Ascomycota, Eurotiomycetes, Eurotiales, Trichocomaceae. Gene Ontology annotation, biological process: negative regulation of transcription by RNA polymerase II; positive regulation of transcription by RNA polymerase II; transcription by RNA polymerase II. The transcript has 2 exons. The record is from RefSeq and is a predicted model, not a curated record. Gene Ontology annotation, cellular component: nucleus; negative cofactor 2 complex.